AAUACGAAAUGGAUUCACUCAAAUUAAUAUUUUUCUGCUUUGCCAUUGCCAUAAUCUUAACAAAUGGAAAUAAAACGUUGGAGGAAAGUCAUUCGACAUCAGUCUCGGGAAUGGUGAAGCUGAUCCUGCUGGAGGCCAAACUAAUCGAAAAUCUCAACAGAUAUACAGAUGAACUAAAGAGGAAAUUGGAUAUACUGAAAAGAGUCGUUCCACGAUUGCGGGCCGAAAGCGAUAAGGGCAUGACUCAAAAGGAAGAUUAUAUUUCGAAUCCUUUGAAUGCCUUUUCCCUGAUACGCCGCAUGCAAGAGGAUUCAAUUGAUUGGAAGGUGUUCAUUGAGCUCAUUGUUCUGUGAUUCAAUGUGAUUCUUUUCUUAGUGUACAUGUGAUUGUCAUAAUAAUUCAUAACCAAGCAACAAACAAGUGAAACUGGUGAUCGCAUUGCAAC
Molecule: messenger RNA, 445 nt
Organism: Drosophila grimshawi
Lineage: Eukaryota; Metazoa; Arthropoda; Insecta; Diptera; Drosophilidae
Exons: 2
Coding region: 9-353 (114 amino acids)
Cellular component (GO): endoplasmic reticulum
Molecular function (GO): procollagen-proline 4-dioxygenase activity
Source: RefSeq, a predicted model, not a curated record